UCGCUAAAAUUGCAAAUGGCAGAUGCGAUGGCAGCGAGCAGUGGCGGAGUUGAUUGGACUUCUGUUUUGAAACCAUUUUUAUCGGCAAAUUAUGAGACUUCGAAUAAAACAGAAUUAAUAGAAUUGUGCUCAGCGAUUGUUAAAAGCGAAUCUGAGAUUUUGCGCCAUAAGGAGGGCAACAAAAACUUCUUCAAUUCAUUUGCAGUUUUAGCUUCAGAUUAUAUUAGUAGCGGUACAGUUGGCUUGUUAGCAAGCCAGUUGGAGACAGUAAGUGCCGCAUGUCGAGUUUUGCUGAAGUAUCUGUUGAGUACUCUACAUGCUAUUUGUAGCGAAUCCAAUCCAAACAGUUCACAGAUUGAACGAUAUUUAAAUGCAAUUCGAGUAUUGUGUGUAGGAACAGGGCUACUCUCCACUACGGAAGUAACCUGCCUGGUGGACAGUAUGAAAGGGGAAAAUUUACCACAGCAUCCAAAUCCCAGUCCUGCAGGCAAUGACAAAGAGGCAGGUAACAAACAAGAAAGUUCAAAGAACCGUUCUGAUCUCUCGGUUAGCAUUUUUGAACAACUAACAUUGCCUUUACGAGAUGGUCAUACCACUACUAUCGACCAAGGUGCUAAUGCAUCUGUAAAUUUACCUGAGUCAUCCGGAAAUGACCCUACUUCUGAGAUAAAUAAACUUUUCUUGAAAGUGAAUACCGAAAGUUUACAAUCCUUGAGAGCAGGCGAUACAUUAACAGACCUCUGUCUGAGUUUACCAUCCAUUAAGAAAGCAAAAAUCAAGGUGGAGGAGGCUCUAGCUGGAAAACCUUUUUGCAUACCUACUAACCAUACAGAAGCAACAGCACUGAGGAAUGGCCUCUCAUCAACAUUAUCAGAGAUUAAUUUAGCCAUGUCUGCUAUAAAUCUACCAGUUCUGGAACCAUUAACGUCAAGUAAAUUGGAUAAGUUAUGUAGCCUGGCAAUGGCUGUCAUACAUUGUGCACUUGGUCAAGCUACAGCUAGCGCAGUGCUAACAACUAGUUCUGUAAUAUCCCCAAAAUGUUCGAAUCAACAACCUCAAGCAGGUUUGAAAGAAGACGAUUUAGAUUCGAAUGCAGUAGCACUUGUAGAGGAAGCGUUAAAUAUGUAUACUUAUAUAGGAAACACUAUUAAAUCAUCUACAAGAGCUGGAGGACAUGUGUAUCAAAAUUAUCUACUAGCAGGAGCAUGGGUUCUCAUAUCAGGUCUUCAAACCCAUUUAACAGCUAGCACUACUUCAGAAAAAAAUCCUCACCUAAGAGAAAGGGACGAGAAAGGUAGAAGCCCCUGCAAAAGUAGGGAUACAAAUUCUGCACGAUCUGGACUGCAGAAAUUUCAGCAGUCUUUUGGAGUACUCUCUGUUGCAUUGGCCACAAAAGCCCUAAAUUUAUUGUCAGAAUUGUUCGAAGAUCUUCAUUUAGAAGUAUGCGGAGGAGCUGGCAGCAUCGUACAGAUUGAGCCAGCACCCUUGGCUAUUAUGGGACAAUUUACUGCUUUGCAGAGAGUAUCGAGAAUACUGAGUGCCGCACCUUUGAACCAUCUUCUGUUUUACCUAGCUAUUGUUAGUUAUAGGAAGGCGUGUACUCUUAAAAGACUACAUCCACCAGAAGGAGAUACUUUCAGUCAGUCUGACUCAACUACCUAUUAUGAAGAUAUGAUGUUGUGCUCUGAUGAGAGCUCAACUGAUGAAGAUGAUGACAGCGAACCCAUUUUGGGACAGUGGUUCGAAGAGACCCUUGCACCACCAGAAACGACAGAUUCAAAAACACCGUCUACAUCAGAAAAUGCUGAGACUAAAACAGCUCAGAAUGACCGUUCUAUGUCGAUAGUUCCUGAAAAAGGCGAAGCCCAUGGUUACAUAUCCCUAGCCACCAGUAUUUUUGUGUUUAUGAAUAAACAUUUUCUGUGUUCCAAAAGUAACUUUAUUGCAAGAUAUGUAAAGAAUGGCUUAACGGAACAACAAAUGAUCAUUUUAUCAGCCAUCAUCCGAGAUUUGGACAGAGAAACAGCAAGAACAGAAACUGGGGCCAUUUCAGUAUAUUUUGGGGCCACUCUAGGGCAGCUGUAUUGUGAAUUUUCUGGAGCUUUGACAAGAUUCACUCACAAUCUUAUAACUAACAACAGCCUGAACAAUUUACAAGCGUGCCUCCUGAAUCAUCUUGGAGUAUCUCCUUGGAAUUCUGAUGCUUGGCCAUUGCAGGUCUAUCCAAGGACAUUGGCUGUGUUAGCUCAGGUAUUGUUGUUGAGGCCACAAAAUGAGAAGGAAGCAUCUGUUAUCAGUAUAUGGCAUAGACUGGUUAAUACCCUAAUAGAAAAUGUUAUGAACACUCCUCAAACGUCUUCCACUGAUUUAGAUAAUGAAGAUUUGAAUGUGGAACAUGCUCAAGUUCUUCUUUAUCUGUUUCAUUCUUUAACAUUGAUGCAGAAGAAAUCUGUUGUUCUUCUCAUGGCUGGAGGAGUGCUGAGAUGUUCGGAAAUAGCAAGAGGGCCUUUAAAAGAUUCACAAUUGUUACACCUGUCUAGGUUACUCCUUCUCUUUGAUUACAUAAUGAAACAUCUUUAUGAUGCACCAACAUCUUUAUUGGAACAGAUUCAGUGGAAUUUAUUCUACUCAACAAGCUUGAAUGUCGACAAAGAUAAAGACAACAGUAUGACUAGAAUGUAUACAUCGUGGCAAAAUAUUGAAGACAAUUUCAGAAAAAACUCCACCUCUGACGAAUUUGCAAUGAAACCUCGAUUUUAUGUUUUGACAAGUUCUGAAAUGAACAAUCAAGAAGCACCCAAACUGGAUGGCCUCGCUUGUAACUUUAUACUUGGAACGCCUGACAAAUUACGUUACCCGUUGCUGUUGGAUGCUUUAAUUGAGAUCUUGAACAUCACUCAUGUCACUUCGGGUGUCAAUGCUUCAAAAAUGACUUAUUUGGGUCUUUGUGCAGCACAGUAUUGCUUCACAAUCUGUUGGAGAUUGUUACAGUUAUUACCCCCUUCCAUAUCUUAUAUGGAAAGGUUAGCGACUGGAGAGAGCUUAGUUGCAGGCCCACUUUUGCUGCAUUCUUUAGUAUGGGGCCCUCGAACUUCUCACAAAAAUUUCAACAGGUGGCUGAAGGAUUGUUUAGUGAAGCAAGGAAUGUAUACACAACAUACCGAUAAACUGCUGAAGGCUGUUUCAGAUACUGUUUGCAAUUCUAAAUAUGACACCACAAACGCCAAAAAUUGUAUGAUUGCACUCACACCAGAUGUCAAGAAAGGUGUGAUAUCCAAGGAAAAUCUUCCUCCGCUGUGGCAUCUUUUUCUGCUCGAUGCUCUUCUUGCAAAAAUACAAGUAUCUGUAGAAGAACCAGAGGGAACUUCUGAUACAUCUUCUAUAGUUGUGAUUGAUGGCACUUAUGUACAAGAUUUGUUGCCGCUCGUUCUGAGACUCACCCAAGCUAUUCUACAUUGCAUGAGGUGGUCAGUGUUACACGCAAUUGUUGAUCAGAGCGAUUCUUCUGAAAAGAUUUCUCUUCAAGAUUUCGAAGGUUUACAAGAUGUAAUUGCUAUAUCUUCUACCAAAAAUACUUUGACAAGCACCCUAGCCACAGAAUUCAACUCUUUACUACCAAGCAGUAUUAGUUCUGCUCAGUUACAGUCUUACAAGUCCAUUUUGGAUGAUGUUUCAUCGGCAUCUUACCAAGGCGACAUAAUACCAUCAGAAACGUUCAUACUGAAGAUUGUAGAAGCUCAUAUUUCGACACUCUCUAUAAGCAAUUCCUUCACUAUAAAUUUGUCUUUGAAACGGCUAUUACAAUGUCUGACAAAAUUCAUUUGUGACCACGCCCCCAAGGUGGAAAAUACCGACACUAAAAAUAAAGCUAUAGAAAUGCUUGUAUCCAUCACUCUAGAUUUGAGAACAGAAUAUUUACAUGAUACUGUCACAAAAACCCUGGACAAGAUGAUUGGCGAUACAGAAACAGAUGAACAUCAAAAACGGGUAUAUUUGAGGGUUUUAGAUCACACAUACAAGUUGAUUGUAAAUUGUACAUCACCUAAUAUGUGGAACUAUGGUGUUCAUAUCAACGAAAAAGUCCUACAUCAUUGUUUGAAGUUCUACGAAAAAAUAUUGGAAAAAUCAUCUGGGCGACAAGCCUUGGAAUCUUACUUCACAGGCGAUAAAGACUUGGUAAAUGUUUUAAUGUCAGUUUCAAGCACUCAAACAUCCCAACAAUAUAGCACGAAAGUAUUACAUUUUUUCAACAAACUGUUUCAAGCUGCAGAAAAAAGUUCUACUGAUCCAAGUUUGAAUUAUCUUUGCUCUAGUAUGAGUAAAAUAGCGAAUGUAGAAAGUGAAAAGCUGCAAACCUGGUUGAGGCAGAUUAUAAUAGGUUCUAAUAAUAUUGAACCACCGGUGACUACAGUCACUCUUAAUAAAGAUGAAAGUCCUUCCAAUGGAACCAAAUGGACAAUUGCAGCAGUGGAAAGCAAAGAAACCACUUCACCAACAUCCAAUGAUGAUCAGAAGUCUUUGGUACAAGAAAAUAGCCAGUUGCUUCAAGCAUUGACAAGUUUUAUUGUGAAACAGAAUAGCAAUGUUUCAGAAGAGGUUUCUAUAACGAUUCUUAAAGCUUUAAUACAGCUUGGCAAACAUCUCCUGUCUCCCACUUUUGAAGGUACUGGUUUUACAGAUUUGAUGGUGGAUAUGACAAUGCUUGCAGAUGCUGGAUCUGGUAGAGGUCACAGCUACCUAUUUCCAGCUACUGCUGAAUGGAUUGAAGUUUGCAGCAAACAAACAUCGAUUAAAGAUGUGGUUGAAAAAAUCAGCACUGAUCCUGAAAGCAUAAAGAAUAAUUCGAUGCUAGAAGCAGCUUCCUGUAUUUUAGAAUAUGUCAGCGAUGUCAUUUGCAGUAUAACUGCCCAACAACCUCAUUCUAUUAGGCCUCUUAGUCCUCCAUGGGAGAGUGAAUCUCCUUUGGAAAUAGAUCCUGAAUCCCAAGAAUUUCCAAAUGAAGAUGAUGAUAGUGGAGAAGACAGUGAUGAAGAUUCCCUUUCCAAUAAGUUGUGCACCUUUACUGUUACUCAAAAAGAAUUCAUGAACCAGCAUUGGUAUCACUGUCACACCUGUAGAAUGCUGGAUGGCGUUGGUGUAUGUUCCAUAUGUGCCAGGGUAUGUCAUAAAGGUCAUGAUCUGAGUUAUGCCAAGUAUGGAAAUUUCUUUUGCGAUUGUGGAGCUAAGGAAGAUGGUUCCUGUCAGGCAUUGGUUAAAAGGAAUGACAAGUCUACAGAAAGUAACAUGUCCGUAGGUGGCGCAACAAGUCAACCCACUGCAGGUUUUAGUUCUGAACAUAUGUUAACUAGUUCGUUACGUAGACGAGCUUCUUCUCCUGUUUCAGCUGACAAGAUUAUUUAUAAGGAGCGAAAGUCAGGAAGCAUCGUUAAACAACUAGAGGGUUCCAAGGAGUUCAUUGUCAACUACUUAGGAUCAAGUUUAGUGACUGGUUCCUUGCUAGAGUUUUUGCAAACACUCCUUCCAGCAGUCGAGGAAACUUGCCGGCAAAAUUCACCUGUAGGUUGUCACACACGUGGCGUCAAAGCUUUAGAACAGUUGUACUCCAGUGAAAAAAAAUAUGUUCACACGGAUCAGCUCAUGGUGCCUACUCUUGGUUCACAGGAAGGGGCCUUUGAAAAUGUGCGAAUGAGUUAUGCUGGUGAACAGGGACAAACGAUACGACAACUGUUGUCAGCCCAUAUUGUCAGAAGAGUUGCCAUGUGCUGCAUGACAUCUACUCAGGGUCGUAGGCAGCAUCUAGCAGUAUCUCAUGAAAAAGGCAAGAUUACCGUCCUUCAGUUAUCAGCUCUUCUCAAGCAAGCAGACUCUUCCACAAGAAAACUGACUUUAACUCGGCUCGCAACAGCACCUAUUCCAUUUACGGUGCUUUCCUUGUCUAGUAACUUAUGCAAUGAAGACUUUCUUGCAGUGUGUGGUUUGAAGGAUUGCCAUGUGCUUACUUUUACCACCGGAGGUUCUGUUUUUGAUCAUUUAGUGCUUCAUCCUCAACUGGAAACUGGUAAUUUCAUUAUAAAAGCAGUUUGGUUGCCAGGCUCUCAAACUAAAUUAGCCCUGGUUACUGCCGACUUUGUGAAAAUCUAUGAUUUAGGUGUUGAUGCCUUGAGUCCGCAGUACUUUUUCUUGGUGCCAAGUGGCAAGAUAAGAGAUUGCACUUUUAUGUACGAAGAUGGUAUAUACCACAUACUUUUAAUGUCUUCUCCUGGCCACAUUUACACAGAGAUUUUGAAUGAUGAAUCUUCUACAAAGUACGGAACUUUUUAUGUGACAAAUACUCUGGACGUUUUCCAUCUUGAUGUUACAGAUGUGAAUGGCCAGUUAGCUGGGGGUGGUGUUUCAAUAUAUUAUUCUCAUACUUUGGGACUCUUAUUCUACAGCUAUGCUCAGGGCAAGAGCUUCAUUUCUCCAAUCCUAUCAAAGAAUAACACUCUGCCAUUAGUUUUUCCCAUAAAUUUACCAACAACAAACAAUAGUGCUUCAAAGAGUAAUGGAUCGAGGAACUCUACCAAUCAACCUUUGUGUCAGUGGACAGAAAUUCCCAAUCAUCCGGGGUUGAUAUGUUGUGCAAUGCAAUCUAGUAACAAUCCUGUUAUACUGAUGUUGAAACCAGAUACAUUCAUGAUACAAGAGAUCAAAGUUGUUCCCUCCAAAUCUAAAAUAAUGGAUAUGGUUGCCAUUAGGCAUAAUUCGGGUAACGAUUUGAGAACAACAUUGAUUUUGUUAUGUGAGGAUGGUAGUCUGAAGAUGUUCAUGGCUAAUAUGGAUCAAACAGGUUUUUGGAUGUCUCCCAGUAUUCAAGCAUCAAUACCAAACACAACUCUCAAACCAAAAAAGAAAAAAGUUGUAAAGACUGGCAAAACAUCGAGUCCUGUUACAUUCCCUGUUGAUUUCUUUGAACAUUGUGUUGCAAUGAAUGAUGUUGAGUUAGGAGGAAAUGACCUUCUGCAAAUUUACAAUCAAGCACAAUUGAAACAUCGAUUGAAUACUACAGGAUUAUAUGUAGCUUGUAAUAAAGCUCUGGGAUUUUCUAUUGAAGUCACGAACAAUGAUUCCAAUAUGGUUAUGACCGGUAUUAGAGUAUUGGUUGGUAGUCAAGAUGUUCAAAGGUGCCCUUCAUUUGUAGAAAUAUUUGGUAGAAUAUUCCCUCUAACGGCAACUCGUAGUAGAUGGUAUGAUAUUCCUUUCUCCAGAGAAGAAAGUCUUCAAGCUGAUAAAAAAUUGACUAUUCUCUUCGGUCCUUCCCAAGAUCCAGAUACUGUUACGAUGGUUGACAGCCUGAAAAUAUAUGGUAAAACAAAGGAUUCAUUCGGUUGGCCAGAAGAAUCAGAGGAAAAUGUAGGUACUGGUACAUCUGGAGUUAUCCAACAGGUGUCAACUAGUUCAGAAAACGAUCAGAACAGUAGAAAUGGAAGUCACCUCACAAAAUUGGAAAAGCUUGUCGUGGGUAUUUUAGAAUCUUUAGAAGGAACAUUUUCUUUAUAUUCGACAGAAGAGAAACUUUCUACUUUCAAACCAACAACCCUCAAAGUUGCUACUCAACUUCUCACAAUGCCUACUCAACCUUCGGUUCAAAUUCAUUCCAAGGCACUUUUAUCGUCCCUCCACUCGACGCGCUUGAUAUAUCAUAACUAUAAAGAUCAUGCAUUAUUACAACAUGUUUUGGCAAGUCUUACUUCCAUGACUAGCUCGGGAGUUGCAGAUUUGGAUGCUGAGAGUUAUUAUAGACUUGUUUUGAUUGUGAGAGGUAUUGCCGUAUCAAGACCACAAAAUUUGGUGAAAUUUGCAGAUAGUCAUACAUCAAUUCAGGAUGUGGUUUUAGAUGAUCCUUUGGAAGAUGGUACAGCCGAGUCUAAAAACCGGAAAAAUAAAGAAGCCAAAGAAAAAAAUCAACACAUUCUACUACAACUCAUGGAGGUUCUGUGGCUAUUGCACUCUUCAAAUCCUGAAAUACCAGCUCUUUCAUUGGCUGUCUCCCAAGGCUUGAAACACACCGAACAAGUGAUUCAUGCUCUCGUAGAAAUCGUUCACGCUUUUAACAGUUGUGAUACGUACAGCAAUAUAACAAUAGGAGUUUAUUUGCAACUCUUAUUGUGCAAAGAUCCCUUGAUAGCAUUUAGUGCAAAACAAGCUCUGAGUAAAGUAUUGAAACCUAAAACGAAAAGGAGGAAAGUGUUCAUUCCAAGCCCUCCUCAUUGUGUUUCUCCACCGCCUGUCAAGAACAAUGAAUCUGAUGAAUCAAAAGUCACAACAGCUUCUAUCCAGUUGAGACAAGACGAUGAGGCAAGGUCAAAUCAGCCAAACCAAUAUGAAGUCGAUGUUGUUGAAGCAAUAGGGCUGCUAGAACAGCCUGCUCAUGCACAGGAUAAUCAUAACGUUAAUCCUCUUGAGGCUCUACUAGGAGGCGGCAUGGGUUUUCCACCUUUACUCGAUAUUCCUCCAGACGCUGAUGAUGAGGCCAUGGUAGAAUUAGCUAUAGCAUUAAGUCUCCAGGAACAUGAUAUAGGUGGCGAACAAAAUCAAGCCCUACAAAGCCUUCAAGUUCAACUCGGUAAUGACGUACUUGGUCAUCCGAUUGGCCAAUCAGCGCAAGCGCAGGAAGCUGCCAACUUUAGCGAUACCACAGCCUCUGCGGCUGGUUCCGAUGAUGAGGGAUCUACGGCUGCAACGGACGGUUCAACGUUACGCACUUCUCCAGCAGAACAGGGAGGAAGUGCUGGAUCUGAAAGCGGAGGCAGCGGUGUAGAGAGUAUUACUGGAGAACACAAUGUGUCCGGAAGAUCUUCAGCUUACGGAGAUAACAUGCAGGAAGCAAUAACGCUUGUGUCCAGAUCUGAUACAAGUUCUAUAGCAAAUGCUGCAGGAGGCUCGGCAGAGAGUGAAACUGUUCAACAAGAGGAAGUGGAAGUCGAAACUGAAAACAGCAGCAGACUACACAUUUUAAGAUUGCAAUUGCUUGAAAAGCUCAUAGAAUAUUUGCCUAAACUCAAAAAUGUUGAUGGAGUGAGAUCAAUUCCAUUUCUUCAGGUUGUUCUACAGUUGACCACAGAUUUAGAUGGACAUUGUGAUCGAGAUAGAACCUGCCUUAACUCUUUGUUAUUGACCAUUAUUGCAGAGUUACAGCUCAACAAAGAUCAAGUGGAAGAUGUUUGUAUAAGAACAAAACAGAAAGAGGUUCAGUUAGUUUUGCUGAGAUUACUGAGUGUUUUCAUGCAAAGGUGCAAAACUUCCUCUUCAAUAUCAAGCAAAACUCCUCUAACAGAUAAUUCAAUGUUUGUCUCACGUACAACAGCUACAGCUUUACAUAAAGCAGAUAUUAUCAAUUAUUGUAACAAGCUCUUGCAGUCUCUCUUAACAUAUUGGCGUUCAUCUUCAAAUGACGACAACUCAAAUACUGUUACCGGUAAUCUUCUCAAAGAGCACUUGCCGCACCCUCCUCCAGAUAUGACGCCAUUUUUUCAACGACAAUUUGUCAAAGAUAAUCAUGAUGUUUUUCAUACCUACCCUCAACUAUUGACAGAAAUAGCACUUCGCUUGCCAUACCAGGCACAUCGACAUUCUGAAAUAUCAGAAUCAGUCAGUAAAGCUUUUGACAAGUCAUGGUAUAAUCAUCUUUGUGAUUACAUGAUGACAUCUCAAACACCGUUUGUGAGAAGACAAGUCAGAAAAUUACUGAUGUUCAUUUGCGGAAAUAAGGAAACAUAUCGCCAGCUGAGAGAUUUGCAUGGUUUGAGAAAUCAUAUGAAAGGUGUAAGAGAAUGCUGUGCAAAAGGCGGUUACAAGCCUUCUGAGGAUAUACAACACGCUCUCAGUCUACCAUAUGAUUCACUAGUUGAACUCAUUGAACAUCUUAAAUAUUGUGUGGAAGUUGCUCAAAGUCGUACAGGUAACUGGCAAAGAUUUUGCAUCAAAGAAGAAGACGUUAUACAAUUUCUACUUCGUGUUAGUUUUUUGUUGGAUGAUGGUGUCUCUCCUACAAUUUUGCAACUUUUGCAAAGUGCAUUGGUUGUCAGUCCUUUCAUUGCCAAGAAGUCUGAUUCCACCAAAUCAACCACAAGAAAAGAACGUGAAAAAUCGGAUGACUCUGCAAUAGAAGCUUUGUUUGAAGAAUCAAGCUGCAUAGCAUUAGUAGAACAAAUAAAUAAACAAAUAUCUAAAGAGAUCCUUGCAAGGUUUGUGAAAACGUUUAUGCUAGAAACUAACACUACAGCAGUUCGCUGGCAAGCACAUGCUUUGGUCCAAUCUCUAUAUAAAAAUUCGAAACCUAAAGAUCAAGAAACUAUUUUGGAACUUUUGUGGAAGUUGUGGCCUCUGUUGCCAGCAUAUGGUAGAAAAGCAGCUCAGUUUGUUGAUCUGCUCGGCUACUUUUCACUGAAAUUCACUGAAAAGGCAGAGGGAAUACCUCAGAUUCCUGACUACGUUGAACGUGCUGUAAGCGUUCUGAGAGCCCAAAACCAGUUGUUAGCCCACCACCCAAAUGCCAAUCUGUAUGCUCAUAUGAGUCAAUUUGUAGAUUUGGAUGGAUAUUAUCUUGAAUCAGAACCUUGCUUAGUGUGUAACAAUCCAGAAGUUCCUUUCUCCACAGUAAAAUUGGCCUCUGUCAAGGUUGAUUCGAAAUUCACCACCACUACUCAAAUCGUCAAACUCCUCUCUAGUCAUACUAUCAGCAAAAUUACUAUAAAACUGGCAGAUUUGAAGCGUACUAAGAUGGUGAGAACUGUAAAUAUAUAUUACAAUAAUAGGCCGGUUCAGGCUAUAGUAGAACUGAAAAAUAAACCGGCUCUGUGGCAUAAAGCAAAAAAAGUUGUCCUACAAUCAGGACAGACUGAAGUCAAAAUAGAGUUUCCUCUACCUAUAGUAGCAUGUAAUCUUAUGAUAGAGUAUUCCGAUUUCUAUGAAAAUAUUCAAGCGUCAUCAGAAACACUGCAAUGUCCAAGAUGCAGUACUUCAGUUCCAGCGAAUCCAGGCGUGUGUGCCAACUGUGGCGAAAAUGUUUUCCAAUGUCACAAAUGUCGUGCCAUCAAUUACGAUGAGAAAGACCCAUUCUUAUGCCACUCCUGUGGCUACUGCAAGUAUGCAAAAUUUGAAUUCAGUCUUCUUGCCAAACCUUGCUGUGCUGUUGAACCUAUAGAGAGUGAUGAUGAUCGUAAAAAGACUGUAUCCAGUAUAAAUACUUUAUUGGAAAAGGCAGAUAGAGUUUACAAACAACUCAUUGGUAAUAAACCCACUUUGGAAUCCCUAGUAUUGAAAAUAACAGAGCAUAGAUCUGAUAAGAGACUGGAAGAGACUAUCGCAGCCUCAAAUAACUCUUCCCAACUAAAAGUGAACAAAACCAUACAGAUGUUGGCGCAGCAAUAUUGCAAUGAAUGUAAGUCAUCGUUUGAAGAACUCAGCAAGAUCAUUCAGAAAGUGUUGGUUUCAAGAAAGGAGUUGGUAGCUUAUGAUAGGAAGCAUAGAGAUAUGGAACUUCCUAGAUCAGUGCCUAUUCUUGGUGAUUCUUCAAUUUCACCUUGUGUCCAUAAUCGGUGCUAUGGAUGUUCUACUUCUGCUACAGAACACUGCCUUACUCUCCUCAGAGCUUUAUCUCAUAGCCAGACCACCAGGCAAGUGCUUUGUGAAAAAGGACUUAUUCAGGAGUUAGUGUGGAACAAUUUACGCAAAGGAAGUGUUCAUAAUCAGGAAGAAGUGAGACAAUUGUUGUGUGUCCUCACCAAAGACAAUCCAACGGCCACAGAAGAACUCUGCAAUCUUCUUAUGGAAAGAAUCACUUUGUGUCUCAAUGGGCAUGUUAAUAGUUCGGAUUUGGGAACGAGUGUACAUCAUGAAAUAUCGUUGUUGGCUGCCAUGGUGCAGAAGGAAGAUGACUGUUGGGAAUUGAAAUUGAGGUGUAUGAUGGAACUAUUUUUAAAAGCAUGUGAAAACUCACGUAGUCCUUUGGUUAUGGAAUCUGUAAUUUUGCCGUGUUUGAAAAUAUUGCAAGGUCUAAUGAAACCUCCUGAGAUUGCCAGUAAGAAAAAUAAA
Messenger RNA from Leptinotarsa decemlineata (Colorado potato beetle), 12075 nucleotides. RefSeq names its product E3 ubiquitin-protein ligase-like protein poe (gene poe). NCBI's taxonomy places the organism in Eukaryota, Metazoa, Arthropoda, Insecta, Coleoptera, Chrysomelidae. The record is from RefSeq and is a predicted model, not a curated record. Gene Ontology annotation, molecular function: zinc ion binding.